Messenger RNA from Cucumis melo (muskmelon), 2831 nucleotides. Its product is annotated as putative U-box domain-containing protein 50. NCBI's taxonomy places the organism in Eukaryota, Viridiplantae, Streptophyta, Magnoliopsida, Cucurbitales, Cucurbitaceae. Gene Ontology annotation, biological process: protein phosphorylation; protein ubiquitination. Gene Ontology annotation, molecular function: ATP binding; protein kinase activity; ubiquitin-protein transferase activity. The record is from RefSeq and is a predicted model, not a curated record. The coding region runs from base 229 to 2649 and encodes 806 amino acids. The transcript is spliced from 8 exons.
GAGAGAGAGAGUAAAUUUAAAUGGAAAUGGAAGAAGACGAUGGGAAAAAGUCUUCGCCAGAACAUUGAAUAUCUAAAACCAUCCUUCUAUGAAGAUUUCACUCUUAAACCUCCCAAAAAAGAACAAAUCCCAGAAAACCUUUCCAAUUUCUGAAUUUACCCACUAACGCCUUGAGGAAGUCAUUGGCAACUCCUUCAAUCACAACCCAAUGCCAAAGCACCUUUGUCGAUGAACGCCAAAGAAGAGAAGGUUUUUGUCGCUAUCGGGAACGAUCUUCGAGAUGGGUUCAAGACCUUGGGAUGGACUCUAAGGAAAUGGAAGUCUCACCCAAUUUCAAUAGUGAUUCUUCAUGUCUCCUACAACAAUUCCAUGGAAUACGUUCACACUCCAUUUGGGAAGCUGCCUGUGAGUUCUGUAAGUGAGGAGAAAGUGGAAGUUCUAAGGAGAUAUGAGCAGGAAAAGAUCAACAAGAUACUCUCUAAAUAUGUGGAAUUCUGUGGCAAGGUAAGAGCAGAGAUUCUCAAAGUUGAGAAAUCUGAUAAACCUGUUCAUAAGCUCAUUGUUGACUUGGUUUCAGAACUGGGAAUAACCAAUUUGGUCAUUGGUUUCACAUUCAUGAAAUCUUCAUCUUGGAAGCCAAAGAAUGCUAUUAGUGGUUCGUUUUACAUUUAUAGGAACAAGGCCCAUUUUUGCGAGUUAUAUGUAAUAUGGGGAGGAAAACAGGUAUUUCUCAGAGACGAAAGAAUCAUGGAAGAUGAAAGCGGUGUAAGGAUCUCUAAAAUCAGCACUAAGCAUUCGUUAAAGGGUUGGCUGGGAAAGAUGUUCGUGGAAGACCCAACCUAUUUCUCAGACAGGAAUUUGAGUCUCUCGUCUUCUUCACCACAUAGUUCAAAUUCGAUGAGCUCUCAAAAUUAUUGGGACCAUAAUGUUCAAGAACUAGAGAACUACUAUGAGGAAUUACUUUCAUUGAAUGUGCAGGAAGAAGAAGACUGUGAGCAGGAUCAAGAUGGUGUCCUUGAAAAUUCUAGUUCAACCCGGUUCAAUAUUCUGGAUUAUCUGGAUUCAAACAUGAAUCCUGAGGAAAGAAUUGAGCACCUGCGAACUAAAAUUGAGGAAGCUCGCAAGAGCAUCCAGUUGAUGAGAGAUGAAGCAAAGGGUAGUUCUGAAAGGCAAGCUAAAGCAGAGUGGGCCAUUAAUUUGUGCAGUCAGCGGACUGACGAGCUUGAAGCUAAGAUAAAAGAAGAGGUUACAAUUAGGGAAGACUUGCAAAAAGAAUUGGAUUCUGCAAAAGAAUACAUCCUUGAAAUAGUAGCCGAUAUCGAGGAAAGCAAGACCAGAUUAAGUUCACUUCUCAAACUCCAAGCUGAAUUAUCAAGCAAGCUACAAAUUUCCACAGCAGAAAAAUCACGUUUAGAGGCUCAAUUGGAGAAGACAGCAAAAACAAAAAAGGGGAUGGUGAGAGCAAUCGAGGAGCUGAGAAGACAAAGAGAGAUUCUUCACCGGAGAAUUGAGUUCUGUAAAGAUAGAGAUGCCAUUGGAAUGGGCGAAAGGUCAAUCGAAGUGUCUUGUAGUACAAGAGUGUACACGGUGGAAGAGAUCACCUUGGCCACAGAUAACUUUUCAGAACAAAUGAGAUUGAGUUCCCGAGUGUAUAGAGGACGUAUCAACCAUUUGUCAGUUGCAAUCCAGAUGAUCACCUCAGGAAAUCGUCUGUCAGAAGACGAUUUCCAAUCUAAGGUGGAGCUUUUAAGCCAUAUCCAUCACCCUCAUCUGAUUGCCAUGAUAGGAUUCUGCCCUGAGCUCAAAUGCAUUGUCUUUGAUUACAUGCAUAGUGGUAGCUUAAGUGACAGACUACUUCCUUCCAAUUCCAACAAGAGAUCCAAGAAAAUCUGUCGCCCUCUCAUGUGGAGCGAAAGAAUCCGUAUAGCUUCAGAGGUAUGCUCAGGCCUGAGCUUCCUUCACCAGGCUCAACCUCAACCCAUUUCUCAUGGCAAGCUCACCCUGUCCAAAAUUCUCCUAGACCAAAACCUUGCUGCGAAAGUCACUGGUUUUGGGCUCGACGAAUUGGAUGAAGGUAGAGGUAUUGAGUUGGACAUCCGAGCUUUUGGGGCUCUGUUGCUACACAUUGUAACUGGGAGGACUGGGGCAGGGCAGAUUGAGGAGGUAUUGUCAAUGGGUAAGGUGGGUCUGGUCCAGAUUCUAGAUGAAAAAGCUGGACAGUGGCCAUUGAGCUUGGUUGAUCAUCUACUUGAUCUGGCUUUGAGAUGUGCAACUCCAAAUGGUUCCAGUUCAGAUGUUAAAUUGGGAACGGUCAUGGAAGAGAUCGAUGAGAUCAAGAGGAAAGCAGAUGAUCUGGUUGUGGGAAAUGGAAAGAAAGUGGAAGUUAUUGAAGGUGCAGAUGCAGCUAAUGAGGACGUAGAUGAUGUGCCAAGAAUCUUCAUCUGUCCCAUCUUGCAGGAAGUGAUGAAGAACCCACAUGUGGCAGCAGACGGGUUUUCGUAUGAGCUAGAGGCCAUAGAACAAUGGAUAGGAGCAGGACACGAAACAUCACCAAUGACCAACUUGAAGCUGCAACACCCUUAUCUCACCCCUAAUCAUACUCUUCGCUCUCUAAUUCAGGACUGGCAAAAUGAGAACUCAAAUGUUUAAACAUUUUAGCCACUAAUAUUAGAAUGUACACUAGAAAAUAGACGAGUUUUUCUGAUUUUCUUUCUUUAUCUCUCUACUCAAUUCUGUAAAACCCAGUAAGCCAAGGCACGGGACUGUUCAUAUUCAAGAUCUCUACCGUCCCUCCCCAAAUCUUUAUGAAGAGCAAUAGUAUUUUACUUCUC